AUGACCUUUUCGGUGUCGCGAAGUGCCACGACGGUUCUUCACAAAAUCCAUUCUCACACCGAGAGCACGUCCUCGACGAGCAAACCGCGAAAGCCGUCGUUCUUUUCCCGCGAGUCCAAGAAGGGCAAGAUGCCGACCGCGCAGGAGGAAAAGGACUUCGUGGCACAUUUCGCCGAGCAAACGCACACGCUCGCCCCGGAGGAAAUCGCAAAAGACCCCAGGAAUAAAGAGCUGGGCCAUAGCUCUCGGUGCUUGAGUGUGAAAGAUUUUGAGCUGGUCAGGACUCUAGGAACGGGUGCGUACAUUGCCUAUCUUUAUCUUGGAACCUUUGCGCGCGUGUGGCUCGUCAGACUGGCUAAUCCUGCCGAAGCUGAUCGUCAAAAGGUGUUUGCUCUCAAGGUUCUGCGGAAGGUUGAGGUCAUCAAACUCAAGCAGCUCGAUCAUGUCAAUCAUGAGCGCGCGGUACUCGCAGAAGUCGCAGGUCAUCCAUUUAUUACAACAUUAAUUACUACAUUCUCUGACCAUGAUUCCUUAUACAUGCUUUUGGACUACUGCCCUGGCGGCGAAGUAUUCUCCUACCUACGAAAGGCCAAGCGCUUCGACGAAAAUACCGCAAGAUUCUAUGCUGCCGAAAUAGUACUCAUACUAGAAUUCCUCCAUGAGACAGAAGGUGUUGCGUAUCGCGAUCUAAAGCCGGAAAAUUUACUCCUGGAUGCGGAAGGUCACAUCAAAUUGGUUGAUUUUGGAUUCGCAAAGAAACUCGGCAGUAGGGAAACGUACACACUCUGUGGUACUCCAGAAUAUCUUGCUCCGGAAGUCAUCCAGUCCAAAGGCCACACAACGGCGGUAGACUGGUGGGCUCUUGGGAUAUUGAUCUAUGAAUUCCUGACGGGGUAUCCGCCGUUCUGGAACUCCAAUCCUAUUGAAAUUUACAAACAGAUCGUUUCUAAGCCUGUCCACUUCCCUGCCGAACCAAAUCUGUCGGAAGAAGCAAAAGAUAUAAUUCUCCAAUUUUGUGUGGUCGACCGAACUCACCGCCUGGGUAACAUCCAAGGAGGUGCCGCACGAGUCAAAGCACAUCCUUUUUUCAAAGGCGUACAAUGGGAAGAUGUUUACUAUCGCAAGUACCGCGGUCCCAUCAUUCCACCUGUCAGAUAUCCUGGAGAUACACAGUGUUUCGACCAAUAUCCGGACGAGAAAAGUAGUCGCGAACCAUACUCAAAGGAAUUGGAGCACAAAUAUGAAGACUACUUCAAGGACUUCUAA
Glarea lozoyensis ATCC 20868 is the source of this 1266-nucleotide messenger RNA. RefSeq names its product Protein kinase-like (PK-like). Gene Ontology annotation, molecular function: ATP binding; cAMP-dependent protein kinase activity. Bases 1 to 1266 code for a protein of 421 amino acids. Gene Ontology annotation, cellular component: nucleus; cAMP-dependent protein kinase complex. Lineage: Eukaryota; Fungi; Ascomycota; Leotiomycetes; Helotiales; Helotiaceae. The record is from RefSeq and is a predicted model, not a curated record. Gene Ontology annotation, biological process: peptidyl-serine phosphorylation. The transcript is spliced from 6 exons.